Messenger RNA from Myotis daubentonii (Daubenton's bat), 3519 nucleotides. It is a transcript of the gene CUEDC1, whose product is annotated as CUE domain containing 1. The record is from RefSeq and is a predicted model, not a curated record. NCBI's taxonomy places the organism in Eukaryota, Metazoa, Chordata, Mammalia, Chiroptera, Vespertilionidae. Gene Ontology annotation, molecular function: ubiquitin binding.
CGAGGCUCCUGGCUCGUGCCAUCCUGCCCCACAGCCCGGGAGUCACCGCGGCUGGGGCGAGGGCAGAGGGCAAGGCGAGGAUUUCCUGAUCUUCACCCGCCGACCCCCCGCGCCCGCCCCCGCGUGGCUCCCCGGCUGCACGCCCGUGCCUGCGGCCCUGCGCUCCAGAAAGGGAUCGGGCGUCGGAGAGGGUCUGGGGGCUCCGCCACGGGCCCCCGCCCCGCCGCAGCCCCGCUCCUCCCCGCGCGGCCCCACUUGUGGCCCCGCCGGCAGGCGCGCGAGGACAGCUGCAUUUCUCGCCGCCCGCCGCUAGGAAGCUGGCCUCGCCUCGCUUUCUCCGCCUCCCGCGCCCCAGCCGCGCCGCCGCGCCGGGCCCGCCGCCGCCGCGGGAUCGCCGCCCCUCCCCCAGCCCGCCGGCCCCACCGGCCCGCGGGGCGCGGACGCGCGUGGCGGCUGCUCGGUGGGACCGUCCGUGGAGCUGGCCCCAGGAUGCUCUGGGGGUGUGGAUGACCAGCCGUCGAGCCUCCCACGGCCCAGGCCCGGAUGCCGCCGCCCCACGAAGACCACUCCCAGAGGACCACCUAGUUUCCUGACCCGGGGACCCCGCCCGUCCGGUCCCCAUCUGGUCGCCCGGCGGCCGGGCAAGGCGCGGGAGUAGCUUCCCGAGCCCGCCAAGCGCGCGAGACGGCGCAGGGAUCUGGGGAAAAGGGCUUGGCGCCGCCGGGCAGCACCUUCGCCCAAAGGCUCGGCAAAAUGACCAGCCUGUUCCGCCGGAGCAGCGGCGGCGGCGGGGGCGGCGGCGGGGGCGGCUCCGCCGGGGCGCGCGGGGCCGGGGGCAGCGCCGCGCCCACCGCCCAGGAGCUCAACAACAGCCGGCCCGCCCGCCAGGUGCGCCGCCUGGAGUUCAACCAGGCCAUGGACGACUUCAAGACCAUGUUCCCCAACAUGGAUUACGACAUCAUCGAGUGCGUGCUGCGCGCCAACAGCGGCGCCGUGGACGCCACCAUCGACCAGCUGCUGCAGAUGAACCUGGAGGGGGGUGGCGGCGGCGUCUAUGAAGACAGCUCCGACUCGGAGGACAGCAUUCCCCCGGAGAUUUUGGAAAGGACUUUGGAACCUGAUAGCUCCGAUGAAGAGCCCCCGCCCGUGUACUCCCCACCAGCCUACCACAUGCACAUGUUCGACAGGCCUUACCCUCUGGCUCCGCCCACUCCACCUCCCCGCAUCGACGUGCUGGACUCCGCACCCGCUUCCAGCCAGAGGCGCUAUCGGAACUGGAACCCGCCACUGCUGGGCAACCUCCCCGACGACUUUCUCCGCAUCCUGCCCCAGCAGCUGGACAGCGUGCAGGGGAACCCCAGGGGCUCCAAGCCCAUGAACAGAGAGGGAGGCCUGCCCCCCGCGGCCGGGCCCGGGACCCGGGACCAGGAGAGCCGCUGGAAGCAGUACCUGGAGGACGAGAGGAUCGCGCUCUUCCUGCAGAACGAGGAGUUCAUGAAGGAGCUGCAGCGCAACAGAGACUUCCUCCUGGCCCUGGAGAGAGAUCGAUUGAAAUACGAGUCCCAGAAGUCCAAGUCCAGCAGCAUGGCUGUGGGAAAUGACCUUGGCUUCCCCUCUCCUGCCCCAGGAACCAAUGACGCCAACCCCGCCGUGUCUGAAGAUGCCUUAUUCAGGGACAAGUUGAAACACAUGGGCAAAUCCACCCGGAGGAAGCUGUUUGAACUGGCCAGGGCCUUCUCGGAGAAGACCAAGAUGAGGAAGUCAAAGAGGAAACACUUGUUGAAGCAUCAGUCGCUGGGGGCUGCUGCGUCAACAGCCAAUCUCCUGGACGACGUGGAGGGCCACACCUGUGACGAAGACUUCCGGGGCAGGCGGCAGGAGGUGCCCAAGGUGGAGGAAGCCCUAAGGGAAGGACAGUAAGAGGAACCAGUGGUGAAGGACCACGGGGCUUCACGGGAAAAGACUUCCCCAUCCCUUCUCCUUACCAGAUGACAGUUCCUCCUCGCUGGAGAUGAUCUGACCCGGUGGAGGCAGCCGGAGAGCAAUACCGGCCCCCAGUUGAAGAGCCUAGCUGCAGCCGGACAGACGGACAGAUGGUGCUUGAGUACCGAGGCCCAGCGAUUCUCCGGCCACAGUCCAGCCGAGCCACUGCCACUUUCAAUGGGACUUAGAACUUCGGAGUUGCAUGCUGUGAUUGGAGGAAGGACCUGGAAGGAGGGGUGGGGGGCGGGUACGGGGGGUGGUGAUUGGCCAACCAGGGCCCCUUUUGUAGCCAGGCUGUUCUAUGGGCAAUGAGUGGAAAUGCAGGAUCCAAACCCCUUCUUUAAAAAAAAAAAAAUCCAGAAACAGGCAAAGGUUGGAGCACCACAAAGGGCAGGAUGACCUCCCAGAGGCUCUUGGGCCUGAUGGUGGAGCCCCUGCCUCCCAGCCUUUCCUGUCACCCCUGCUGGGCCACACACUGCCUGAUCCCCUACCCCAUCCCCAGCUCCCUCUGGGCACUUGAGCCCUUCAGUCCCACUGUCUUCUAUGGCACAGCCCCUGCACAGGGCGCCAGGAGGGAGAGCCCUGGGCAGUCACCGGCCCCCCUCUGAGGGGUGAUGAGCCACUAAAGAGAGGCAUCUGCUGACUACCCUGCCUGGCCCCUCAGGCUGCCUCCUUAGGGGCUGGCACGACCCCCAGCAGGGAUGGGGAGGGUGGCCGCCCCGGAGCUGGAGGACCCUGGUUAGGCAGGAGUAGUGUGGGGCAAGGGGAGGAGGCUGUCGGUCAGGGUGGGAGCGCCUGGGGCAGAAGGGCUUGCUGGGUGCCCCUUGUCGAGAGCCCAAGAUCCAGGUGAAUGAUCCCAGGAGGAACAGGACUCCGCUUCUGCGAACCUUACCCGGCGUCAACCACUGCCAAUGGGAGGGAUGAGAGCGCGCCGACCUCUCCUCUGGGGAGACAGGAAUCCUGGGCAGCCCGGGGUGUGAGUCACCUCCUCUCCCCACCCCGCCCCUGAGUGUGGAAGCAGCCCAGCCGCGCGGGGGCUGGGAGUGCGUGAGCCAAGCUUUUGCGGGGCCGGGUGGCCUCAAGUCACACCGAGAUGGUGAGGGCGUGGCGGGCGCUCAGGACCGCAGGCGGAGGCGACCCGCCAUCGCACCCCUUUGCUUCCGCGUCCCGAGGUGCGGGAGGGGCCGGGCGAGCCACCGCGGCUGCACGUGACCACGUUUGGAAGUUGGGGGGCAAGCCCUCCCGGGAGGGGCGGCCCACCCUCCGCCGGCCAGACGAGGGCGCCCAGGCCCCGCAGCCCGCGCUCCAGCGGGACCUGACCCGAACCUGACCCCGAGGGGCUGAGGCGGCCCCUGGGCUGUGGUCCUGGCCACGCUCUGAGCUAGAACCCUGCGCACCGCGGGGGAGCUCCGGCCCCGCGUCUGUGUGUUGCUUUAUUAGUGUUUUCCUUUUUCUUUUUUUCCUACGUGUGGGUUUUCUCUUGGGGCUGUUUCUUAAUUCCUGUAAUAAAGACUCGGUGUUCUCUUGGUGCUCUGA